UGUGGUGUGUCACACGUGAGUCACCGGAGAGAUUUAUUAAGAAAAAACGCGCGACAGGGCCCAAGUUUUUCAUUAUGUGCGCGAAAAUGGCCUUUCAGCAUCAGCCGGGUACUGCGAUGGAGUGCUUGAGCAUACCAAUCACGUUACACAAAGAGACAGAAAUUAAUGAAAAUGGUGAAGAGAUAAUGAAAUGUGGUUUUAAAAUUGGUGGUGGAAUUGAUCAAGACUUUACAAAGAGUCCGCAAGGCUAUACGGACAAUGGUAUAUAUGUAACGGAAGUACACGAAGGAUCACCAGCUGCAAAGAGUGGUCUUAGGAUGCACGACAAAAUUUUACAAUGUAAUGGAUAUGACUUUACAAUGGUAACGCACAAGAAAGCUGUUUCUUAUAUAAGGAAGCAUCCGGUAUUAAAUUUGUUAGUAGCUCGUAAAGGUGUCACCAGUACUUAAAGAGACAUACCAAAAGAGAAGUUUUUAUUCUUUGAGAAAUAUUUAUUUUAUAUUUUAACAAGGUUUACUUAUUCAUAUAAUCUAUUAGAUAUAUUAGCAAUUUCUGUCUAUUAAUUUAUAAUAUAUAUAUUUCUAUAUAUAUAGAAAUUAAUUCAGAGUUUCAAGAUACUGUUAAAUUAUACAUAUGAAUACAGUUGCAUACAACUGAAAAAGUUUAGGUUUCUGUAUUUACUUUCAACAAACUGAGAACACACUAAAACUAAAAUACUUGAUAGCAUCUUUAAAGAGGUUCGAGUAAACAGCAAAAAAAUACCAAAGUAUAAUAGAAUUGCAUUAGCUUAUACCUUGACUUAUACAUACCUUUGACUGUAAAGAAAAAUGUGGAUUGCUGAUGAUUGAUGAAUGUUUUUACUUUUCUCGAAAGGUGCUGCGAUGAAUGUAUCCUAUUCAUCAUAAUUAUAUACACACAUUUCCUGAUACAUUUCGAUCCUUCCAGGCAUAUAUAAUAGACAAUAUUAACUUUUGUACUUUUUUUUAAGCUUCCUUUACAAGGGAAAUAGAGAUAUUUGCGAAAAAAGAUAUUUGAAAAUUUCGUAAUCUUCAAGAUAAUUUAUACCAUUUUAUAAAAGACUUUCUUAAAAAUAAAAUAAUAAAUAUAUUAAUCAUUAGUAUUAUAUUCUGGAUCAUAUCUUUUCUGGAUAAUACAACAUUUCUUAUAUACACAACACUAUCAUUAGAAUUAUUGUGGCAAAUUAUGUUCUUUACAAUAUGUAUAACCGUUUAAAGUUUAAGUCUGGAGUUAGAAAAAAAUAGCAAGACAUUCCAAAUUCUUAAUACCUUUAUAAUGUAUGAUAUUGGUAUUAAUGAAUAGCAAUAAUCUAACUAGAAACUAAAUUUAUUUUUUAAAGCUAUUUUUGUUUCUAACUAUUCAAGGUAUUCUCAUCUAUUAAGAUAUAUUGUAAGACAUUUCAUGAAACACAAUGUGAAAAUAAUAUAUUUAUGAUUUAAUCAUAUAUUUAUGCUAUAUCACUUGUUUUAUAUUUCUGUGGAAAUACAAAUGCAGAUAUUAUCAUAAUUUAUUAUUACAAAUACUCUUAUGUAUAUAUUAAUUAUAUUUGCAAGGAUAUCACAUUUUUAUUCAAAGCUGGAGAAUACGUUGAAAGAAAUAUUAGAUAUGAAUUUUCCGGAUCAUCAUGGUUUUUUGCAUUGCAUUAAUAUUGCAUUGUAGCAAGUUUUAGUCAACGGACUAAAAAUGUUUAGUUACAAUGUUUGACAGCAAUUUUUAGUGAAAAGAUGUCAGACAUUAAACAAAGCAAUCUUUAUAUUCCACCUUUUUGUUUUUCUCCAAGGAACAGAUUUUUAAUGGAUUUUAUACCAUGUUUGAUACAUAGAAAAUAAAAUAAAAAAUUAUUCUGUAUUAUGUCUGAUUUUAAGAUAGAUUGAAUGAUGCGCGAAGAUUGGAGAAAAACAAAGUGUUCCUGCAUGGUACGUGUAUGAAUAACUGACAACGGCAUAAUACUGGCCACAUACACUAUAUAUGUACAUACUCUCUAGUCUACUAAUAUCAAGACGUUACGUACGCGUAUAUUACUAUGUAUAUGUAUACAAUGAAUACGAUUGUGAAACGUAUAUAAAUAACUUAAAUCUCGUUUAAAUCGUUUAAAUUGUAGAAUAUGGUAAUGUUACAAAAAGCCAAAGAAACUGUUAAAA
Molecule: messenger RNA, 2159 nt
Organism: Ooceraea biroi (clonal raider ant)
Lineage: Eukaryota; Metazoa; Arthropoda; Insecta; Hymenoptera; Formicidae
Biological process (GO): establishment or maintenance of epithelial cell apical/basal polarity; receptor localization to synapse; receptor clustering
Cellular component (GO): basolateral plasma membrane; cell junction
Molecular function (GO): protein kinase binding
Source: RefSeq, a predicted model, not a curated record